GCACAAGAUUUGCAUGAUCGUCGUGCGCGGGCUGCGGCCAGACGAAGAGGACGCGUGGCUGGACCAUGUCGCCGAGGUCUUCCGAAGCGGCGCAACGCGCGAGUACUUUGCCUCGCAUCUGCACAACGACGCGAGGGCGCUCGAGAGCUGGGACAAUAUUCUGGUUGCCAUCGACGAAGCAACGGGUGUCAUCGCUGCCAGCGUCCGCGUCGUGCCUCGCCACCAGUACUGGAACGGCGCCGCAGUCAACAUGAAUGGUAUUGCCGAAGUAUCGACAAAGGAGGCGUAUCGCCGUCGUGGCCUUGCAGCGCAGCUCAUGGAGGCCGCGAUUGCCGGCCCGAUGGCGACGUCGCACGUGUCCUGUCUCCAUACAAACUUCGAGCGCCUUGGCCACAUCUACGCACGGCAUGGGUACAUCUCCAUGCCGCACACCAAGAUGCUAGUGCGCCCCAUCAGCGGCGUGCCGGCCUCGGUGCGUCUCGUUCCGCUGGACCUCGAACGCGACUGGGACGCUUGUCUGCGAAUCUACACGGCCUUCUCGUCGCGCUUCAGCGGCCCUGUCGUCCGUGACCGCGAGUACAUCUUGCACUGGAUCCGAGCUCGACAUGCGCAAAAGUCCAUACGCUCGGUUGGCGCCUGGCGCGACUCGGAGCUCCUUGGCUACGUCUUUGCGUGGUCCGAGCCGAGCGAGAAGGCGGUUGAAGAGAUAUGCGUCAACCCGCUGUUGGCAACUGCCGAGCAAGAAGCCAUUGCGAACGCGCUCCUCGCGCAUGCGACGUCGCAGUCCGCGCUGGUGUCGGCGCCUGUCAUCGCAGCGUUGCACCUCACGGUGGCCGAUAGCAGCGCAGAGGCGAUUUGCGACUACGGCUGGAUGGCCCGCCCUCAUCCGGCACUCGGUCUCGCACCAUUUCCAGCCGACCCGCGCAACACUGUGUUUUGGGCCACGGACGACUUCUAG
Messenger RNA from Saprolegnia parasitica CBS 223.65, 958 nucleotides. RefSeq lists its product as hypothetical. NCBI's taxonomy places the organism in Eukaryota, Oomycota, Saprolegniomycetes, Saprolegniales, Saprolegniaceae. Gene Ontology annotation, molecular function: aminoglycoside N-acetyltransferase activity. Gene Ontology annotation, biological process: aminoglycoside antibiotic catabolic process. The record is from RefSeq and is a predicted model, not a curated record. Bases 14 to 958 code for a protein of 314 amino acids. The transcript has a single exon.